Molecule: messenger RNA, 2882 nt
Organism: Formica exsecta
Lineage: Eukaryota; Metazoa; Arthropoda; Insecta; Hymenoptera; Formicidae
Product: aminopeptidase N-like
Exons: 12
Coding region: 86-2839 (917 amino acids)
Biological process (GO): proteolysis; peptide catabolic process
Cellular component (GO): cytoplasm
Molecular function (GO): zinc ion binding; peptide binding; metalloaminopeptidase activity
Source: RefSeq, a predicted model, not a curated record
AUUACGGAUCGAUUAUGAUGUGAAGCGCCGACAAUAUCAUCAAUUCUCGGUGCUCUCUGGAAAUGGUACCUGAACAAAAACUGGCAUGGAAUUAUUAACACUGUUAUUGAGCAGCGGCUUAUUAUUCGUUAGCGCUUAUACUAUCAACAAAAGUUGGAAAGAUGAUUCCAGCAUUGGAGUUAAUUAUUUGCCGGACUAUGUAAUACCAAUAUUUUAUGACGUCCAGCUGGCAAUACUUACCCAAGACAACAAUGCAAACAUCUUUAAUUUCUCCGGCAGAAUUAAAACUAAGAUAAAAAUCCUUCAUCCAACGCGAAACAUACGUUUGCAUGCAUAUUCCUACGUAAUAAUACGUAAAUCCAUGUUGAUAAAAGAAGUCAAGAAAGCAACCAUCUACGAACCAAUAAAAUAUGAAUAUCAUGAUAAAACGCACAUUUUGACAUUUUAUUUCAAUCAUACAUUAUCAAGAGGGAAUUACACUUUGGAUAUAAAAUUUGAGAGUAUUUCAAAUAAUGACACAGAAGUCUUCUACAAAACGUCUUAUAUAAACGAAAAAGGAAAUAAAGGAUGGUUGGCUGUAUCACAUUUCAAGGCAAUUGGAGCUCGACGAAUGUUUCCAUGUUGGGAUGAGCCGAAAUUCAAAGCUGCCUUUCGCAUUGCAAUAUAUCAUCAUAAGAAUUGCACAGCUCAAUCGAAUAUGCCGCUACAAAACCUACUUCAAACUAAAAAUAACAUGAUGUGGUCAGUUUUUCGUACUACUCCUGUAAUACCAACUUACCUCGUAGCAAUUAUGAUUUCCGAUUAUGAUGGCAAUCCGUAUGUAAAUAAAUAUACAAAAAAAAAUAUCAACAUAUGGUGCAGACAACUUUCGGCACGGUAUAUAAAAUUCGCACGAAAUGUUGCUAAGAAUGUCAAACAGUAUUUUAAUUCUACGUUUGAAUUGAAGAGCUUGAGAAAAGGUUCGAUAGCGAAACAUGUUGUAAUUCCGGGUUUCCAAGACGAUGGCAUGGAAAAUUGGAGGCUCAUUUUUUAUAGAGAAACAGAUAUUAUGUAUAGUGAAGAAAUAGAUCCUCUUGCUCACGAAAUAAAAGUAGCUUCCUUAGUAGCACGUAAAAUGGCACAUCAAUGGUUUGGUAAUCUGGUCAGUCCAUAUUGCUGGUCUUAUCUUUGGCUGAACGAUGGUAUUGCUACAUUGCUCGGAAUGGAUGCUAUUAAUAAGAUUUUUCCAAAUUCUCAGAUAUUGAAUUUGUUCGUAGUCCAGGUUCAACAUGAAUCUCUCCAUUUGGAUACUGAUUUAAUUAUGAAACCGCUUAUAUCACAGAUAAACAAUCCUUCUGAAAUUAAUUCAUUAUCUUUUUCACGUUACAUUAAAGUACCUGCAAUGUUGCGCAUGUUACAACAUAUACUUACCAUUGAUGUGUUUCGAGAAGGUCUCAAUAUGUAUUUUAAUAAUCAUAUGUUUCAAUCAGCAACUCCCAAUGAUCUCUGGACCGCUAUGCAAACUGCAUUAGACAAAUCACCAUUUAAAGAAUACACGUUUAAUGUAUCACAGAAAAUGGCUACUUGGAUAAAAAAAACAUAUUAUCCUGUAGUAAAUGUAAUACAAGAUAAUCCUAAACAUGUGAUAGUGUGGCUAAAAGAAACCGAUAUAAAAAAUGAGUCUUGGUGGAUACCUGUAACUAUUACUACGCAGACUAAACCCAAUUUUUUCCAAAAUUUCUUUUCUCACGGUCAGUGGAUAAAAUCGCAGGAUCUUAUGUAUUGCGAAUUUUCCUUGCCGUACGAAGAAAACGGUUGGAUAAUAGCCAACUUACAACAAGCUGGAUAUUACCGCGUCAAUUAUAAUUAUGAAAAUUGGAAAAAAAUUGCGGAUUAUUUGAAUUCUCCGAGAUAUACGGAAAUACAUGUUCUCAAUCGUGCUCAAAUUAUCGAUGACGCAUUUCAUUUUAUGGUAGCGAAACAACUUCGUCCUUCCAUAUUCUGGAAACUCGCAAGCUAUCUAUGUCAAGAAAAAAAUUACAUAGCGUGGUAUCCUAUGAUCAAAGCUUUUGAACGCAUAUCGAGUAUUUUUUCGCUUCCAGAAGAAAGAACCAAACGGAUCAAGAGAAAAAUAUGGCCUAUGCUGGAAGAUUUUCUUCUGGAUAUAGAUUACGAUGAAGAUCCUAACGAUAGUAAUCAUACGAAAUCUUUAAGGGAAGAGAUCACCAGAUGGGCAUGUACUCUCGAAAUGCGCGAAUGUAUACAUAUGGCCAAGGAGGUAUUGGUACAGCAUCUGAGACAUCCUAAAACGCACAAUAUUUUGCCGUGGUGGAAAUGGACAUAUUGUAACGGUUUGAAGAAAGCAAGCGACUCAACUUGGACAGAUAUGUUACAUUUAUGGCAAGAGACACGUGAUAAUACAAUUUUAAAAUCUUUAACUUGCUCUGACAAUUUUAGAACGAUCCAGGUGUUUCUCACGCUGAUAGGAAGGGAAAAAAGUGUUUUAAAUCUAAAUCUCAGAGACCGUAUUAAUACUUAUUCUUUUAUUAUUGCAAAGCAUGUAAGAAAGAAUGAAGUAUUAGACGAAAUAUUAAAAUAUUUUAAAAAAGCUAAACCGAGAGAAAUCAGUACAGUUGCAGCAUUAACUUAUAUUAUUAAUCAUGUAAAUUCUAAAGAACAUUUUGGCAAGAUAAGUACAUUCGUGAGUAAUAAUAUGCAACAACUAAUUUCGAGUGUUCAACGCAAGAUUGAAAUACGCCAGUCUCAAAUCAAACAUCAGAUGAACUAUCUCCGUAGUUUACAAAAAAUGGAGAAUAUCAAGGAUCGAUUAGAAAACUCAUAUAUAAUGUAUUAUAAUUAACAGAAAAUGAUAACUGCAAUGCUUAUAUAUGUAUUUAUUUGUA